Molecule: messenger RNA, 2106 nt
Organism: Prorocentrum cordatum
Lineage: Eukaryota; Dinophyceae; Prorocentrales; Prorocentraceae
Source: the annotation of a GenBank genome assembly
AUGCUCUACACGGCGAUGCGCCGCCGUUUCGUGGACUGGGUGAGCCCCGAGCUUUUCGGGAAGUGGGUGAAGAAGGACAUCGUCCGCAGCGUCGCGCGGAAGGGGUAUUUGGUCGUCCCUGCCGCCAACAUGACAGCCGCGCGGCGCCAGCGGGUUCUCGACGUCGACGCAGAUGCUAUCUUGGGCCCGAGCAAGAUAGCCAGCAUCGACCCCGGCAUUGACUUGUCGCAAAAUUUCAUUGUCGACCACGUCGUGGACCGCAACAUGCUGGGCGUCGGGGCGUACUUCACCGUAGUUACGACGGGCUCGGAACACAGCUAUAAACACAGCAUGCGGAGCCAUCCGUCCUCCGGCGUGCACGCGCUCCCCGACGCCCCCAGGGCCCGCGCGCUGCCCGCGCCUGCAGUGGAGGACGAAGCGCCCCAAGAACCCGCUCCACAGGCGAGAGCCGCCGAGGCCGCGGGAGCUUCGGCGGCGACCGGGGCUGCUCCAUGCAGCCGCGCCGUCGCGCGGCAUCCGUCCAACGUGUCCGACGGUGGCCCUUGCGAGGACGUCGUUGCGCGCGAUCUGGCGCAGACGCCGAAGGCUUGCUUUGAAGCUGGCCGCUACUGCACCAAAGACGCGCACCUGUCGAACUUCGCCAUCAACAAGGGGAAGUCCACAGAGUUCAACGAGCGCGCCUUUUUCGAGGCGCUUACCCCGUGGUUGCGGAAGUGCCCGAAGUACGUUGCGAAGGCGCUGUUGAGCAGCGAGGCUCUCGAACACCUAGGGCACUUCGCGGGGGCGUUCAAGCAGCUCUCGGAUGCCCUGCCGUCCGCGGUGGGCAACCUGGGCAAGGCCUUGGCGGUGCUCGCGGCUUCCCGUGUCGAUUCCGACGAGAGCAUGAAGUUGGACUUCAUGGACCUGGGGGAGAGGCAGUUUUUCAAAGACAGCAGGUUGUACAAGGCUUUCGAUAAGCGGAGGGCGGCCGCGAAGAUAUCGAAUUUGAGAGCGGCGUCCACGCGGAGCGACGCGGGCCGCAAGGCUGCGGCGGAGGCGCUUCUGCCCGCUGCCGCGACGGACGAGGGUAAAGAGGAUGUGACGUUUGCCAAGGCGCUCUUUUCGGGUAUGGUGGCCAAGGAGAAGGCCAAGUACUUGUUCUCGCUCUGCAGCCUGGAGCGGCUGAGGUCUUGGAAGGCAGACCACCCCUUGUUGCUGUUGGAACCCUGGCUGCGGCCGGGCACGACCUGGGCGGAGGUGCUCGGCGAGGCGUUCGAGAAAGCAGCCGAUGCUUUCAUCGGGCAGGACUGCCCCGUGGAGCCAGCGGCGAACCGGGUCCUGAGGGAGCUGUUGAAGGAGCGCCGGAAGUUGCUAGCCGCGGCGCCAGAAGACGAUUUCGUCAAGAAGGUUGGCAAGGCUUGCUUCUUGGAGGGCGCCGGUGGCAAGCUCGGCGCCCCCGGCUGCGCGGUGGCGAAGGUUGACCAGGGCGAUAUGCGCUUGCCCGCGCGCAUGAACGUCGCGAAGGUCAUCGGCAAGGCCAUGGGGAAGACGGCGAAGCGGACAUCGGCCAGCAAACCAGAAUCGACUGCCGCGGCAGUCUGGCAGGCGCAUGCGGAGCCCCAGCAGGCCGCGAAGAAGGGCGACGGGAAGACGGCGGGCGCGGGAGCGGCCGCCACUGCAGAGGCCGCGCCGCCCGCGGGCGCCGCCAGCGCGGCCGCAGUCGCCGCUGGCGGCCGGGCGCCCGCGGCUGACCCGGGAGGCGGCGAGGCGGCCGCCGGGGCGCAGGACGCGGGCGCCGCGUCGGCGGUCCUCAAGAAGAAGGAGCACCGUAGUAAGCGAGCCGUCAUAGAGACUGCCCCGACGCAGCACUACUGGAUCAAGUUCGAAGAGGGCGACGUCGGCGUGAAGGGCUCAAGCAUCAAGACGCUCCAGAAUAACGCCGAGCCCAUCAUGGAGGGCGGCGCGCCCGCGCUGGCAGCUCCAGCCGGCCAGAGUGCGCUGAAGGUCACCCUUGCCUCCGACAAAAAACGCACAUCGACUGCGGAUGAGACUUCUGCGGGUGGGCGGGCCGCGAAGAGGGCCAGAUCCGAGCAAGAGGCGGACGGUUUGUUCGGGCUGAGCGAGUGA